UGUCUUCAAGCCAGAAGAUGGCGCUGCGUCUGCUGAUGUCCCUGCUCAUGCCUUACCUGUCCUCUGCCGUCAUCUCUUGUUAUGGAGAUAAAGGCCAACCAGUAGACUGGUUCAUUGUGUACAAGCUGCCCCGUCAGGGUCACAGCGAAGAGGCAGGAAUGACGUACAUGUACCUGGACAGUAACAGUGGCGGCUGGGUGUCGGGGGCCUCGCUCAUGAACAGCACAGACAGCGCAGUAGGACGGACCGUCAAUCAGCUCUACAAGUUCUCACAGUCCCAGAAUGUGGCAUACAUACUGUAUAACGAUCAGCCUCCUGUUGACACAAACGGAGGAAGCCGCGGCCACACUAAAGGUGUGAUUCUUCUGGACAAAGAAAAAGGGUUCUGGCUGGUUCACAGCACCCCUAACUUCCCUCCGCCUGCAUCUGAAAAGUACGACUGGCCCGGAAGCGCUCAUCACAAUGGCCAGUCCUUCCUCUGCGUCACUUACCCAUACCUACAGUUCAGAGAAAUCGGAACUCAACUCCUGUACAACACCAUUACUCCAUAUGAUUCAUCUGUUCCUGCCGGCUUCUGUGGUGACUUACCUGAUCUAAAGUCUGCAGCAAUGAAGAAGGAAGUGUCAUCACCGCCCUGGAAUCGGCAAGUCACCCUCACCUCCGCCGGAGGCAAAACAUUCGUGAGUUUUGCCAAGCAUGCCAGAUUCGGAGACG
Molecule: messenger RNA, 714 nt
Organism: Nanorana parkeri
Lineage: Eukaryota; Metazoa; Chordata; Amphibia; Anura; Dicroglossidae
Gene: DNASE2
Product: deoxyribonuclease 2, lysosomal
Exons: 5
Biological process (GO): apoptotic DNA fragmentation
Molecular function (GO): deoxyribonuclease II activity
Source: RefSeq, a predicted model, not a curated record